This is a messenger RNA of Lotus japonicus, 1627 nucleotides long. Its product is annotated as protein TRAUCO. The record is from RefSeq and is a predicted model, not a curated record. Gene Ontology annotation, molecular function: transcription cis-regulatory region binding; protein binding. The transcript has 2 exons. Lineage: Eukaryota; Viridiplantae; Streptophyta; Magnoliopsida; Fabales; Fabaceae. Gene Ontology annotation, cellular component: Set1C/COMPASS complex. The coding region runs from base 95 to 1426 and encodes 443 amino acids.
UUCUUCUUUUAUAAUUCGCAUUCUCUUUCAAUUCUCUUCAUUCUUCUUUUUCAAAUUCAAAUUGAUUCUCUCUCUCUCUGUAACCCUAGCUUCCAUGGAUAGCUUACUAGCCACUUACAAAGACGAAGAAGAAGAAGAAGAUGAAGAGGAGGCUCCACCCACAACCACCACCACAUCCACCGCCGCCGACGGUGGCGACGGAGGAGGAGUAGCAGUUGGUGCUGACACGGAACCAAUACCAAUCGACGUUCCACCCGUCGUUACCAGCACUCCCUCAGACACCCAAACAGAACCCCAAAACGACGGCAGAUCAGAGCCCGACCCCUCCGACGACCUCUCCUCCGAAGAAGCCGCUUCCGACGGCUCUAAGAAGUCACCGAAACGCGAACUCGACGAGGAACAGCAACCUGCUUCGAAGAAGCAGAAGCCGCUCUCCUCUCUCAGCGCCGCGAAUCAGGACUCGCCGGCAUUGCCGGAGGGAGACAAUGCCCCGGCGAGCACCCCGGCGGCGACGAAUGGCGGGACGACGAAUCCGAAGAAAUCGAAGAAGAAGAACAACAAUGUGUGGGCGACGAAAUCGAAGAAAGGGAAGAAGAAGAACAAGGGCAACAACAACAAUAACAACAACCACGCCAACAAUGGGGAAGACAAUGUCCUGAUAACUCCCGUUCAGCGGUUUCCGGACAAGGGCGACGACACGCCGGAGAUGAAGAUAUGCUUGUCGAGGGCGUUCAAGGCGGAGAAGGUGGAGCUGAGCGAGGAUAGAUUGACUGCAGGGAGCACGAAGGGUUACAGAAUGGUGAGGGCAACCAGAGGGGUGAUGGAAGGUGCGUGGUACUUUGAGAUUAAGGUUGUGAAGUUGGGUGAGACUGGGCACACUCGAUUGGGGUGGUCCACGGCGAAGGGUGAUUUGCAGGCACCGGUUGGGUACGAUGGGAAUAGCUUUGGGUACAGGGACAUUGAUGGGAGUAAGAUACACAAGGCAUUGAGGGAGAAGUAUGGGGAGGAAGGGUACAAAGAAGGUGAUGUUAUUGGGUGCUAUAUCAAUUUGCCUGAGGGAGCCAAGUAUGAACCAACAGCACAAAACUUGGCGUGGUAUAAAGGCCAGAAAUAUGCUUAUCCUAAAGAUGGUAAGGAAGAACCACCUAAAGUGGUGCCAGGAAGUGAGAUAUCUUUCUUUAAAAAUGGUGUAUGCCAAGGGGUAGCUUUCAAGGAUCUUUACGGUGGUCGUUACUAUCCUGCUGCUUCAAUGUAUACUCUCCCCAAUGAACCUAACUGCACUGUCAAGUUCAACUUUGGUCCUGACUUUGAAUUCUUUCCUGAGGAUUUCAAUGAGCGGCCAAUUCCCAGACCAAUGAUUGAAGUUCCGUAUCAAAGUUUUGACAAUCGAGUUGAAAAUGGAGAACCUAAUGAGAAGAAACCCUAGAAAGUGAUGCGUGUUACAAUUUAAGUACAUGUGCUGCACAGAUGGAUGAGUUCAUAUUCUGCUGUAAUUUUAGUUGAUAUUUAAAUUGUUUCACCAAUGACUAGAUUAGUGUUAGUGGUGUUAACUUCUGACAGAAAUUGUCCAUGUGAAAUUCUUCAAAUUCCAGUGGGUUCAAUCAGAUAGCUUGUAUUUUCUUUGGCA